ACCUCCAAAGUUAUGAAUGACUUCGAUCCUAGAGAUAAUACAGUAUUCGCAGCCAGUGACGAUGCCAAUCUCUGUUACUGCGCCUUCGCAGCGCGUUCCUGUUUUACCAUUGACGCAAGAGACCUUUGCGCCCUUUGGUACCGUCGUCGAAAACCCCAACCCCACCACUCUUCCUCCACGAUCUUCCAACCAGACAGCAGCGAGUCUAGGGACUCAGCCUCCGCCUUCACCCAUUCCCGUCGUUGUUGCUAACCAGGGCACUGCUCUAAAAUACCUCGAUGUUACGCUCCAAACCGAUCUCUAUGGCAAGGCGCCUAGCGGGAAGCCGUCACGAGCAAUCAUGACCAUGUUCGUUUGCGCGCCGCGGAACCUCCGCCCCGAUCCCAGUUCCCCCGAAGUCUCGACCGAAAAAGCCACUUCUAUUGAAGGCCUUUUUGACGUCUCGAUCCUCGAGCGCCACCCUUUUACCCAGCAAACAUUUGUACCCAUGGGUCUCAGCGCGGAGGACCCUGACACCCGUUAUCUCGUCCUCGUUGCACCGACACUUCCUGUAGCUCAAGGCGAUGCCAAGACGGCAUCAUACCCAACGCCGUGUCCACCACAGAAAUCCGGAUGGGGCUUGAAAAGCCUAUUCUCGCGGUCUCCUGCUGAAGCAGAAAAGACCGGAUCAGCCGGCAAAGGCCCCGGUCUACCGGACCUGGCCAACAUCAAGGCGUUUGUGGCUACUGGAGCUCAAGCAGUCACCUACGCGGCGGGCACAUGGCAUGCGCCCAUGGUUGUCCUGGGCAAGCGCAGUGUCGAUUUUGUGGUCACUCAGUUCGCCAACAGCGUAGGCGAUGAAGACUGUCAAGAGGUCGAGAUUCAGCCUGAAACUCCCAAUGGUGCACUUGCGGUCGUGGUUCCAAAGCAUGAGAUAACGCAGACUACUGCCCUGGCUAGGGCGAAGCUAUGAUUGAAUGGCAAUGCUCAUUAGCUUUGAUCUGCAUGCCUGUCCAAGGGACUCCGUUCAUAUCUUUACAUAUUCCUCAUUUGUUUAUCGGAGGGUAUGCCAUUGACAAAAGGCCUCCUUACCGGUCCAACAC
Molecule: messenger RNA, 1082 nt
Organism: Xylona heveae TC161
Lineage: Eukaryota; Fungi; Ascomycota; Xylonomycetes; Xylonales; Xylonaceae
Product: ureidoglycolate hydrolase
Exons: 1
Coding region: 62-952 (296 amino acids)
Biological process (GO): allantoin catabolic process
Molecular function (GO): ureidoglycolate hydrolase activity; ureidoglycolate lyase activity
Source: RefSeq, a predicted model, not a curated record